Molecule: messenger RNA, 8390 nt
Organism: Daldinia caldariorum
Lineage: Eukaryota; Fungi; Ascomycota; Sordariomycetes; Xylariales; Hypoxylaceae
Exons: 8
Coding region: 722-8281 (2519 amino acids)
Biological process (GO): protein deubiquitination
Cellular component (GO): nucleus; cytosol
Molecular function (GO): cysteine-type endopeptidase activity; cysteine-type deubiquitinase activity
Source: RefSeq, a predicted model, not a curated record
GCAUUGUUACUUUUGUAUCGUUAUUGGAGAAUUUUAAUAUCAGAAAAUGUUGGAAAGAUUGAAGAUGGAAGAUUUGCUUGAUAGAGAUUGGCCCCGGGAAGGAUGGGAAAGUAAAGAACCCCUACCUCGUACUUGCCUAGGAUUAGCAGCUUCCUAGCUAGUCCCAGGUAAUGCUGCUACUGUAGCGGGUAGCUGAGCUCUUGCUUUCCCACUUUGCUAAGGCUGCCUUCCCAACCAAGUUCUCCACACGCCCCUCCCCCACCAUUAGCGCUUCCCUUACACUUGCACCACUUGCACCACUGACGCCAGAGUUCCAAAGAAAGCGCCCCCCCCUAGUCACUAAAAACGUAACUAGAGCUUCUCCAACGUCUAUCGUCACAAACUAUUACGGGUGCCUAUCUUAUUUUCUCCGGCGGUUUCUUCACUAAAGUCUACUUCCGUUCUUGCAGUUUACGAAAAUCUCUUUUUUUUCUUUUCCAUUUUCGCGACACUUUGAUACCCCUUGUAGACCUUUGACUGUCUUUUAUUCUUCUCUUUCUUCUCUUAUCCUCUAUUCUAUUGUGUUUAUUUCUUCCACUGUUUUACCCCGCCUAUCUUUCCGUAACCCACAUGCUAAUUCUGGAGUCCAGUAACAGCCGCCGAGCCUUCUCGCGCGAACGCCUCAAGCUUUGUCUGGAGCUCCACGAUUUCCACCAUUCCCGGCCCUGUCAGCAAGGUACAGAUGGAUCAGGAUUCGAGAUCACCCGAGCCGCGAGAACGAGCCGUCUCUUCUGAGCCCUGCUCAACUCGACCCAAUCCUUUUGACGACGGUGAUUCUUCUUCCCGAAAACGUCGUAGGACCUCCCUUUCUGGUUCUAGGAGCUCGUCAGUCGAAACAAUUCCAUCUCUGGGUGACGAAAAACCGUCUUCCGAUUCUAGCGUUAUGAGGGUCGACUCGCCAGAGCAACUUCCCCCGAGUACGCCGGCUCGUCCAGAGCCUACUGCCGAACCGGUAUCCAGUAAAGUCACGAUCAACCUCAGGAAUCUUGAUAGCCUUGAGAAUACGCCCUCUUCCCCCCCGUCCCCUACCCCUGCGCAAUCUCUCAAAGAUAACUUGAAAGCUAGUGUUGAAGAGCCAGAGGUGAAUAUGAUACAGAUACCCUCGACCGAAGAUGCGUCAUCAUCCGCAUCCGAGCUUGGUAGUCCAGAAGCGUCCAUAAUACCAAACGAGGAUGAUCCCAUACUCUACGGUGGGGGUUCCGCCUUAACAUCUCUGCCAGAGAGUAGAGUGGCGGAAUUCAGAGCUGCUAUGCUUGAUUUCCCAUAUCAUACCAGCGGGGAAUCUUACCACGAGACGGUUGUCCGCCUCGCAGAGUAUUUUCGACAACAAUCUUCUCACGUCGAUGAUGCCUUGCAUCUACUGAGCGAAUGGCUGAAUACGUACCUAUCAUACGCACAUAUUGAAUUAUACCCUAUGGUCAUAGAAGCAUACCAGGAAAAUAGAGACUUUUGGCAGACCCUGCCGGACCUGUUCUUUUCUAUAGGUCUUCGGCACGGCUCUUCAAAAUCGAACCAUACCCGAGACAUUGUUAGCCAAAUGUUCGCGCAGAUUGCUAGAUUAACUAGGUUCCUGAUCGUAGUUGACUGCCGAACGUUACUGCAACUUACCAAGGAGGAGGGUAGUGACUUUGACUUAAUAUCUCCAAACUUCCUUCGAUUAUUCGGCAACAUCACGAGUAAGGAAGAAAAUAAUCCCAUUACGAAUGGAUACAUAUCAGGGACUCACCCGGGUGUUUUGGAGCCGCUCGAUAUACUCCAGUCCAGGUGUGAUGGCCUACUAGCCUACCUACACCAAUUUACUGAGCUAAUCACCAGUAACCUCAUACGAUUUCCCAAGAAAGUAAUGGAUAACCUUGUCGGGGUCGCUUGGCUUACGGAGUGCCUCUUACGCGACAGCCAUCGAAAGCUGUCCCCUCCUAACUAUUAUUCUCCAGCAACACUUGAAUGCUCGAGAAAAAACAUGGUCUUCGGUCUCAAAUUCUUCGUGACAGUAUCGGAAGCCAUGGACAUAGUGAUCGAAAAGUUUAUCAACAAUUUAGGCUCCGAUACCGCUAUGAGUCUCAUUAACAGCCUGACUUCGAUUUUCAGGUCCAGUUUGUUCAGGUCCAAAUUGUUAGGCGAUAUCAUUGAGGCGGCACAAAUACUCGAGGACCACCGAGAAAUGCAUCCCGAUCUUCAAGAGAAAUUCAGACCAGAUGCUCUUUCAUUCGAAUGGCGAAUGCGCAUAUGCUGCAAGCUAGUGAAAUCCCGUCAAAUGCAACUCAGGGUCGCAGCAACCGCGCACCUAUGCGAAGACCUUGUUAUGCAGUGGAGGUCGUAUAUGGAACGACAGGACCCAGAAGAGGAAUACUUGGCUUACCUUCGAUAUUUAUCUAGGUAUCUGGUUAAAACCGGUAUUGUCGACUAUCUUCUUGGGCCAACGUGCCACCCAGAAAUCACCCAAACCAGCUUCAACAUAGUUGGAUUUCUAGCUGUCAAUAAAACUUACACAGCCGCCCAGACGGAACUACUUUGGCAAACUCUGACGUCAACGCAGGAUCCCAGAAUUUCCGAUGCCAUAGUCCGUAUGAUGUCCAAGGUGGUCGGUCUGCUUGAACCGGAUAGCCUCAUGUAUAUGUGUGAAAAAUUCUACAGUCUACCGAUAGAGUCUUUCUCUUCUUCCAUGCGCGAUCUUUUCGACCAGGUUACGAAGCAACUACAGGAGAAGAUGGUACCUUACCAAUUAGUUCCCCUUUCACCCUACAAAAUCUGUGUUCGGCUACUCCAGGAGUCAUCUAUCCUCGGGCCUCAAGGCUCUGUGUUAUACCCGGAAAUUCACAACUUUGCUCUGUCGAAGUUCGGUGCCUUAUUGCCCUCAGGUCCGGAUCCGGCAGGGCGCGAAAAUAUCUGGAUGAGUUGCGUGAAUGAUAUUGCGGCUAAGUCUCGAACAACUUCGGGAAGUCUCCAAGUACUAAGUACGCUUAUGGGUAAUACCCCAGCGCUACAGAUGUUGAUAACCGAUCACAACCUGACGCGGCUUCUGGUUGACGAACUCGAGUCUACAAUCGCAAAUGCGAAAGGCUCCGGAUUCGCUCCGGUAUAUGCGAGUCAGAUAGGCCAUGCCCGUAGAAGGAUUAUUUCUGCGAUUAUUGUGCAUUAUGGUUCUACCAUUGAUUCGGAGCUUGGUCGACGUCUCUGGGAUCUUUUGGUUGGGGAUGGUGCCGCGUGUCAGGAUGAUAGAAAAGCUGCCUGGGAUGAUUUAAACGGUGCACUUAAGAGGACACACCUGGACAACCCUUUCCUCAAUACCUGCUUGCGAGAGUAUUUACCUCAAUUGCCACCCAGCUGCUACUGCGCGGGCUCUCUCUCAUUCGUUCGAGAAGCUAUUAUUCCCCUUGCGAAUGAUGCCAACGGUAUGGCCCUUGAUGACGAAGAUAGCAUCAAGUCUUCUGGGUUAGAACUUCUUUGGCAGAUGAUUCUGACAGCUCCAUGUCACACCAUCGAAGAAACAGCCAUUUCUACCCUCGUUGACGACAUUUACGUUGACAGUAAGACUAUCUUAUCGUAUCCGCUUCACCGCGCAAGAAGGGUUCAUUUUGCUUUGGCGCAACGGUGCUUACAGCAGCUCAAAUGCGCAGCCCAAAGACUAAAGAGAUCUAGCGGUAGCAAAGUGAAUGGGCAUAGCGAGCCUGUGGUGACAGAACCUCCCAAGGAACAAUACGAGGAACACGAGUUACAAUUCACAAGAUCCCUACAGGUCCUUAUAGCACUCCUGAAAUCGCUGCAGACAAGACCCCAUUUUGCUGCGCCUGAUUUGCGGUCUCUCAUGCUACAGGCUCCUAGCCCGGUGGAUGGUGAAUUCGCAGACUUGAAAUAUCAAUCAUUUGACGGGGACGAUCAAACAGAGAUUAAAUCUCUGAAUAUCGGACUCAAAAAUACAGCAGCUUCACUACUCGCUAGUUUACGCGAAGCUACUGGGUUUGAUAAUUACCGUCUAUACUAUCGUGGACAACCUUUGGCGCCAUCAGAAAGCGCAAUAUGCAAAUCGAUCGAGGAGCUUGAUAUAAAAACCGGACUGAUCCUUGUUAAGAAAGAAACCGGUAUCACAACUUCUCCUCGACGCAUAAAACCAGGAGCUUCGCCACUUGACAUUGAGAUACUGAGCCACUUCAAGGACUUAUGGGAGUAUCUAAGCAUGGAGGAGAAGCUAGCCAAAGAGAUCUAUCACUUCCUCGUUUCACUCCCAGCUGACGAUUCAAUCCUGACGGCGUUUGAAGAUCCCGCGACUUCCUACCGAGAUGUCUUCCCGCUUGGACAGCCUUUCAAGUCGCUAUAUGCUCUACACGCGCUCCGUGAAUAUCUUAGCACUCGACGACUCAAGAGUAACGUGAUGCAAGUGUCUUCACAGGAUUGCGAGGCCCAUUUAAAAUCGGUAAACGACCAUCAGGAUGCUUCUGCCAAGGCAAUGUCCCUGGUCAUUGCAGCCAUUUGCGACUAUGAGGUUCUUGAGCGAGGUUCCAGCGAAGCUCUUAAGCUCAAGCUCAGUCUUGAGCUGGUGGACAAUUAUAUCCAUCUCUUAGAAGAAAUCAUUGAUGCCGAAACAAUCACACAGCUUCUAAGCCCAACCCUCUUGGAGAGGCUUUCAACAAUACUUAUAGUCGCUGCAUCUGCCCAAACGAACCAGGUCAGCAUCGAACUGAUUACACGAUCAUUUGAGGCCCUGCUUGAAUCCUGUAAAAAGAGUGAAGUGUUCUGGAAGGGGUUUCGAGAUCAGGUUGGAUUGCAAAAGAUGGUUCAGCGCCUUGUGCUUGAUGAUCCCCGCCCCAUUGUGAGGAAGAGCAUCGCUGGACUGAUUACUGCUAAGAGCCUCCAUGAACAACCUGUACCUGGCGCGCAGGCGUUGGAUUUCGCGGAAUUAUUCUGGCCCCUCAUAUUCCAGCUGGUACACCAAGCCGUUACGGAACCGAACAAAUGCGAAGAGACAUUUAGUCUCUCCUUUCAACUACUUCAUAAGCUCAAUAAGGAGAAGCCUGGGGUUGUUGACUUGCCAACUUGUCUCAGGCAGUGUGGGAAACUUCUGCUAUCACACACAACCACGGAGGACAUAGCCCAUCCAGAUAGGGACAUUGUGGCAUAUGGACUUAUCAUGAUAUUAAGUAUUGGUAUGGCGGAGGCAUCGGCCAGAAAGGAACGGGUACAAUUCGAUCCUACCUUCACAUCAGAACUAUUUUCUCGGCAUCUCUUUCCGCCCGAAGACGAAGGCAUGGAAUUAGUACCUAAGGUGAUCCUUAAUACACCUUCGCGAUCUAUACUUUACGAUAUCAUACUCGCCUUGGUCAAAGAUGAUGCAACAUUAUCUACCUGUUUACUUCGAGACUUGCAUAAUGUUACAUCAUUCCGCGUUACCGAAGAUGGUAUGGAUACGUACAGAUAUGAUCUGCCGCAGCUUUUCGAUAGGUCGAACGCCAUUAGAUCGUCAUGUGGGUACUCCGGGAUGCGAAACCUUUCGAAUACUUGCUACCUAAACUCGCUCUUUACGCAGCUCUUCAUGAACGUCGGGUUCCGCCGCUUCAUACUCGAGAGGCGAGUACGAAACCCGCUGACACACUCACUCCUUCAAGAGACCCAGGCACUAUUUGCGUUCCUACAAGAUAGUCGACGACGGUUUGUGGAGCCUGCAGGCUGUGUCGGUCAAAUCAUGACCUAUGAUGAGGCGCCUAUUGAUAUCCAUAAUCAGAUGGAUGUAGACGAAUUCUACAGUCUUCUCUUCGAUCGAUGGGAGGCGCAGCUACCUUUAGAUGCCGACAAGAAAAAAUUGAGGUCAUUCUAUGGCGGUGAGCUAGUCCAGCAAGUGAAAUCCAAGGAAUGUCAACAUAUUUCAGAACGCAUCGAGCCCUUCUCGGCGAUUCAGUGCGAUAUCAAGGGCAAAGCAGGUCUUGAGGAAAGUCUCCAAGCCUACGUGGACGGCGAAAUCAUGGAAGGAGACAAUAAAUAUAAGUGUUCCGAUUGUGACAGGCAUGUGGAUGCAGUCAAAAGAGCGUGCCUUAAGGACAUCCCCGAUAACUUGAUUUUUCACUUGAAAAGGUUCGACUUUAACCUUAGAACUCUAACGCGAAGCAAAAUCAACGACUAUUUCCCUUUCCCGAAUGAGAUAAAUAUGCAGCCCUAUACUAUCGAGCACUUAAGUGAUCCUUCCGGUAGCACCGAGCCGGACAUGUUCGAGCUGGUAGGGAUUCUCGUCCAUUCCGGGACUGCAGAGUCUGGCCAUUACUAUUCGUACAUCCGAGAGCGGCCCACUUCAAGCAGCAAGCCGUCUUGGGUUGAAUUCAACGACGAACUAGUCACAUCAUGGGAACCUUCGCAGAUGGAAAACGCUUGUUUUGGGGGACCAGACUACCGCCCACAAUUUGAGGCCGGCGCUGCCUACGAGAAGGUUUAUAGCGCUUAUAUGCUAUUCUACCAGCGUUCUACCUCGCUGCAGAAGGAGCAAGAAAUGCUCAAGGCGUCGGGUCAAGUUGGCCCUUUCCGGUGUAGCGUUCCAAGAAGUCUCCAGUCCCAAGUCAAGGAGGACAAUUGGUCAAUAGUCCAGCGGCAUUGCCUCUAUGAUCCGGCUCAUAUGCCUUUUGUGCACGAGGUGCUCACCCAUGUGUGGAGUACUCCGUGCUCGAAAGACCACCUAAGAGAAAAUCUAGCGAUGCAAACGGCUCUUGGUCAUCUAGACCAGAUCGCAUCCCGAGCUAAGGACUUACCGGAUUACGAUCAACUUAAACAUCUUUUGGUUAAGGCCUGUCAACGGUGUCCCACGUGCUGUUUAGCAUUUUUCGAUUAUUUCAACCAACACAAGGACGCUCUACGUAUGUUGCUACAGAGGAACUCAGACCUCGGCGUACGUCAGGAUAUAGGCAAGAUGCUCAUAUAUGUCCUUCUAUCCAUUAAAGCUAAAUUUCCAGAGGAGUAUGGCCUGCUCCAAGGUGACGUCGAUAUGGUAGUGCCUAGCAUGGUGGACCGACCUUUGACCAUAGUGGACAUGACUUUAGAUAUCUUCCUUUAUGUUUGGGAGACCUUCCACACGCGCCUUAAUUCCUGGCCAGAAUACUUUGGAACCAUGCUUGAGUUCGCCCGAAUGGGCCGCUACGAAACGUUGGCGCUUCUAGACAGAGAUUUCUUAGUUAGGCUGAUCAUGAUAAUCUCUGUCGACCAGGUUUUUGAUCUUCCUCCACAAUAUGCUAGGCUGCUUACUGUGGUAUCAAGGAGAUCCGCGAGGCCACCCAACUAUGAAAAGAUCAUUGCCCUUAUUAAUAAGCUCAUGGCGGCCAUAGACUCGGUGCCCAGCCAGACAAGGCACCUACAGGAGGCCCAUGGACGAUUAUUACUGGGUCUCCAGGGUGAACCGGUUACAUUCACGGUAGAAGAGUGCAACAUUCUACAUCGGGAUUGGAUUAGAGGCCAGGCCAAUGUUUUUACGGAGAAGCUCAUCUCUCUCAACCAGAAUCCCGAGGCCACCGACUCUAUCAUCAGGCGCCUCAUAAGCUUUGCCCCGGUGACAGAUUUCAAGGUAUUUACAACAUUGCGGCUUAAUAUCACCGGAGAAUUGGCUUCUCAUAUGGUAUCGCCCUUCCUCCGCGUUGCCGGAACGUACUGCCGCUACAGCACUAACUACGAGAACGUCCUUCGUCUGAUCAGCCAUGUAUCCAACCAAUGCAGAAACCUACAGAACGCAGAAGGCCGGGCCUUCCUUGAAUUCCAACAGGAUCUCUUCCAAGGCGUACGAAACACUGGCGAGACAAGCGAUAUAAUCCAGUUGCGUAAUUUGGAGAAUAUUCCAAGGUGGGCUCCAGGACUUCUCGGAUACAUCGACCAUUCAGUCAGUGAUGAUGUAGAGAACUUUUUAGAGGAGAAGUUGUUCAGGAACGGACCUUCAUCUGCGUUCGGGGAGAUGGACGGAGCGCUUGAAAUGCCGCGGGCAAUAAUUCUCGUAAUCGGACGUCUGGCUGUCUCCUGUCUAGAAUAUCUACGAGAUACGUAUGUCUCCCGUGCAGCGCAGGCAGCCAAGUAUACGGUGGAUCCUUUGGACCGAGUGCUUAAGAAGUGCGAGCCGUACUUCAGUCUCAACGAGGGGAUGGAUGAAAGCCUUCAGGUACAAUAUAUGGAACUCCGCCAAGUUGUCUUGGAACCGAUGGUUAGACUGACAGUUGAGGAGAUUGAAGAGGAUGGUUCCGGUAUGUGGAGCGAUUCUACCACCGCCACCGUAGACUAUGACUGACAAAGCCCAAGAAUGGGAGCAGUCGGUCGGCUCUUCGGAACAGAUGGAUAACUUGACAGAUCUCAGCAUGCAAAUCGACCGCGAUCUAGCAUGAGUAACCCAAUCUCAG